Helianthus annuus (common sunflower) is the source of this 615-nucleotide messenger RNA. RefSeq lists its product as uncharacterized. Bases 1 to 615 code for a protein of 204 amino acids. The record is from RefSeq and is a predicted model, not a curated record. Gene Ontology annotation, biological process: DNA integration. Gene Ontology annotation, molecular function: nucleic acid binding. The transcript has a single exon. NCBI's taxonomy places the organism in Eukaryota, Viridiplantae, Streptophyta, Magnoliopsida, Asterales, Asteraceae.
AUGGGGAAGCAGUUCGCUGAAAAGCCAUUUAAAACAUGGUGCGAAAGGAUGCACAUCGAACAGAACUUCGCUUCGGUCGCCCAUGCCGAGGCUAACGGACAGGUGGAAAGAGCCAACCGCAGCAUUGUGGAAGGCAUCAAAAAGUGGCUGGGGAAAGAAGGAGUCUCCUGGGCAGACGAACUUCCGCAUGUCCUAUGGGCACACAGGACGAUGCCGAAAACAAGCACAAGGCAAACUCCCUUCAGUUUGACAUACGGCUCGGAGGCAGUCAUUCCCGCCGAAGUUGGCAUCCCUACCCCUCGCAUGCGCCAAAGCCAAGAAGAGAAUGAGCAACAACUUCGUCUAAACCUCCACCUAGCCGAGGAAAGAAGAGAACUUGCAGCCAUCCGAGAAGCAAAAUACAAGAAAGAGUUGGAAAAACAUUACAACUUAAAAGUCAAAGAGGUCCGGUUCAAAGAAGGAUAUUAUGUUAUGCGGAGAAACGAUGCAAGUUUGGCCAAGGGUACGGGAAAGAUGGCUAUGAAGUGGGAAAGGCCCUAUCAAAUCAAAACCUCUGGAAAAAAUGGUGCCUACACACUCACCAAGAUGGAUGGAACUCCCAUUCCUCGUACCUAG